Molecule: messenger RNA, 2043 nt
Organism: Lithohypha guttulata
Lineage: Eukaryota; Fungi; Ascomycota; Eurotiomycetes; Chaetothyriales; Trichomeriaceae
Exons: 2
Coding region: 1-2043 (680 amino acids)
Source: RefSeq, a predicted model, not a curated record
AUGGUCGUCGUCGCGUUGGGACGCAAGCCCGUUGCGGGACAAUACAGAGCACUCGCCGUGGAGGAGCCGGUCUUUAGGUCAGGAGUCUCGAUAUCCACCUCGUCCAAGAGCAGAGAGUGUAAGCCGUCCAAGGUGACGUUCUUUGGCACAUGGUGGCUCGAGAUACUGGCAUGCGUGUUAGUCCUUGUCGCUUUCGCUGCCAUUCUCAUAACUCUCCUGCUCGUCGCAGAUAAGCCGCUUCCGAGACUGCCCUUCCGCAUAUCGGUAAACACGCUCAUAGCAGUAUUUGCGACCACGCUCAAGGUGGCCACAGCGUUCGUGCUCGCGGAGGGCUUGAGUCAGAUGAAGUGGUCGUGGUAUUCAGACGCAAAACCUUUGCACCACUUCUUGGUCUAUGAUAAUGCGUCUCGUGGACCUUGGGGUGCUCUCCAGUUGUUGUGGCACCUGCGACUCAAAGCCGUCAUUGCCUCGCUUGGAGCAUUUAUUACGGUUGCUGCUCUUUUCAUCGACCCACUAUCGCAGCAACUUGUACACCUCUACGACUGCAGUGAGCUAGUGAAAGGCGCGACGGCAAUGAUGCCCCGUGCUAGAGCCUUUGAGGAAAUCGGAGGACAUGUUGGCGCGGGCAUAAACCAAUUGUCCCCUGCUUUCGUCGGUUCGCUUGCGACGGGUCAGUUCGCGGCUGCUAGACCCGAGGUGCCUUUCAGUUGCACUACUGGAAAUUGUACCUUUGACCAAGACUAUAGCUCGGUAGGGUAUUGCAGUCAGUGCAACGAUGUCACUGAUCGUGUGGUCUACAGCAAUUACACUCGAGGCUCUGAGGCAUUAUUAAGCGUGCAAAUCACCCUACCGAACAAGGAUGGGGUUACGGGUUCUGACCUCUCUUUUCUUGCUGGCGACUGUGGUUCACAAGCUGUCAGAUUUAGGCUAAAGUACCAGCAGGGUCUGCUGAGUAUGUUGUGGUUCGAUGGUGUGGGCACCGGCCCAGAGGAUGAUGUACAUGUACACGCCUGUGAAUGCUCACUUGAGCCGUGCAUACAGACGUUCAGAUCAGAAGUCGUGAAUGGCAUUCUCAGGGAAGAAGUUCUGGACAGGCAAAUGAGCUUUGGCGGAGCGAGGUCUGGGUCAGGCUACAUGGGUCAAGCAACGGUUGAUCUUAAAUGUAUCAAUGACGAUGCUCGGCAAGAUUUGCGAGACCUGGGGUACCAAUUUGACGAUGCUUCAAGAUGGCUUCCCUACAAUGUUACCGUUGAGCCGGCACUAUCCGAAUCAGAUUCUGGCAAGUACGGCACUUUCUACAACAUGUCGUCUUACGGGAUUACGAAGACCAAGGCAGGUGAAGCCAAAGGCUUGUACGACGUUACAAGCCCCUCGAAUUGGACCUUAUCUACGAAAGGGUUGCGAGUUGUGCCAUCCGAGUGUAUUUACGAGUUACAUCUUCUUGUAGGAACGAGCUUGCAGAGCAUGUAUUUUAGUGAUUAUUUCAAUGGAAAUGUCACCGAUACUUUCUACUGUUCGGCUACAUACGGCUCGAUUGUUCCGCAAUCCAUAUACCAAGCAGGAGCAAUGGAUAAAGACAAGAAUGGCUCAUUCUCUCAAGUGGAAGAGUUAUUACAGAACAUCACAGAUUCAAUGACCACUUAUAUGCGCUGGCACGGUAAUUCCAAUAUGAGUGAACCAAUACUCGGGGAAGUCCACCGGUAUGCGGUCUGUGUUCGAGUACGAUGGAACUACCUGGCCUAUAGUGGGUCAAUUUGCGUCCUGCUGAUGCUCUUCUUUGUCGCGAUGGUAUUCGAAACAAGACGAGCAUGUAUUGUUGAUCAACGAUUGGGUCCAACAUUGGUCCGCCACAACUUCAAAUCUUCUGCGCUGGCUUUCCUGCUACAUGGACUUGAUCGUGAUAUGCAGAGCGAGCUAAGAUCUGUCAGCGUAUUAAACAAUACACGCGAGAUCGAAACUGCUUCGAAAGAGCAGAUGGUGGUUUUGAGCGGGACGGAUUCUGGGCUGAAGCUUUCAGCGAGCACGGUAAGAUUAAUGUCGUAG